Molecule: messenger RNA, 1842 nt
Organism: Arvicanthis niloticus (Nile rat)
Lineage: Eukaryota; Metazoa; Chordata; Mammalia; Rodentia; Muridae
Gene: F12
Product: coagulation factor XII
Biological process (GO): zymogen activation; blood coagulation
Cellular component (GO): extracellular region; rough endoplasmic reticulum
Molecular function (GO): serine-type endopeptidase activity; calcium ion binding
Source: RefSeq, a predicted model, not a curated record
UCGACGGACGCCAUGAAGGCUCUGUUCUUCCUGGGGUCUCUGCUGAUGAGUCUGGAUUUGACACUUUCGGCUCCACCGUGGAAAGGCUCCAAGGAGUUCAAGGACGGAGCUGAUGGGCCCACUGUGGUUCUCACUGUGGACGGGAAGCUCUGCCACUUUCCCUUUCAGUACCAACGUCGCCUGCACCACAAAUGCAUCCACAGAGGACGGCCAGGCUCCCAGCCCUGGUGUGCUACCACACCCAACUUUGAUGAGGAUCAGCAAUGGGGAUAUUGCUUGGAGCCCAAGAAAGUAAAAGACCAUUGCAGCAAACACAGCCCCUGCCACAAAGGAGGGACAUGUGUCAACACCCCCAAUGGCCCGCACUGUCUCUGCCCUAAACACCUCACUGGGAACCAUUGCCAGAAAGAGAAAUGCUUUGAGCCUCAGCUUCUCAAAUUCUUCCAUGAGAAUGAGAUAUGGUUUAGAACCGGGCCAGGAGGCGUGGCCAGGUGCCAGUGCAAAGGUCCUGAUGCUCAUUGUAAGCCGCUGGCCAGUCAGGCUUGCAGCACCAAUCCGUGCCUUAAUGGGGGCAGCUGCCUCCUCGUGGAGGACCACCAAUUGUGCCAUUGCCCUGCAGGCUACACUGGACCUUUUUGUGACUUAGACCUUAGGGCGACCUGCUAUGAAGGCAGGGGUCUCGGCUAUCGGGGCCAGGCUGAAACUACUCUGUCGGGUGCGCCAUGUCAGCCGUGGGUCUCAGAGGCCACCUACCCGCACAUGACUGAGAAGCAAGCCCUAACCUGGGGCCUGGGCCACCACGCAUUCUGCCGGAACCCAGAUAAUGACACACGUCCAUGGUGCUUCGUCUGGAGUGGCGACAGGCUGAGCUGGGACUAUUGCGAUCUGAAACAGUGCCAGACGCUAACGCACACACCUCUAGCUCUCCCUGAGAGUCAAGACGUGCCGGAGUCCUGGCCUCCCAUAUUACAGAUGCCUCAGUCCCCGUCCCAGGCACCAUCUCUGUCCCAAGAGCUAGAUGUCUCGGUCGAGCCUCAGACUUCUCCAUCCAGGACCAGCACAGUGGGCUGCGGACAGAGGUUCCGCAAGCGACUGUCCUCGCUCAGGCGUGUGGUGGGCGGACUAGUGGCUCUGCCUGGGUCGCACCCCUACAUCGCUGCGCUGUACUGGGGCGACAACUUCUGCGCGGGCAGUCUCAUCGCCCCCUGCUGGGUGCUGACCGCGGCUCACUGCCUGCAGAACCGGCCAGCGCCUGAGGAACUGACAGUGGUACUUGGUCAAGAUCGCCAUAACCAGAGCUGCGAGCGGUGCCAGACUCUGACUGUGCACUCCUACCGCCUGCACGAGGGCUUCUCCUCCGUCACCUACCAGCACGACUUGGCACUGAUUCGCCUGCAGGAGAGGAAAAACAACAGCUGCGCGAUCCUGUCAUCUCAUGUCCAGCCGGUGUGUCUGCCCAGCAGCGCGGCCCCACCCGCUGAGACAGUGCUCUGCGAGGUGGCCGGCUGGGGUCACCAGUUCGAGGGAGCUGAAGAAUACGCCACCUUCCUGCAGGAGGCACAGGUGCCCUUCAUCUCCCUGGAUCGCUGUUCCAACUCUAACGUGCAUGGAGCUGCCAUCUUGCCUGGGAUGCUUUGCGCUGGCUUCUUGGAGGGAGGCACUGACGCCUGCCAGGGUGACUCCGGAGGUCCUCUGGUAUGUGAAGAAGGAGCUGCAGAGCGUCAGCUCACCCUUCGAGGAGUCAUCAGCUGGGGCUCCGGCUGUGGUGACCGUAACAAGCCUGGGGUCUACACUGAUGUGGCCCACUACCUGGCUUGGAUCCAGGAGCAUACUGCUUCAUAA